GAGCUAGAAAGACUUCUGUAGUCCUUUAGCUCUGUAACAAACACUUCUGCGUCUGUAGCAUGCAGCAGGGGGCUUAGUUUCGUUUUCCGGAAAGGGGCGGAGCCAAACUUCCUCUGACGUCAUAUCCCACGGGGGAGUAAAAAGUGAGGCAGUUAAAAUUAACGGAGCAAGCAGCGGAUAGCGGUAAUACCACCUGGUGUCCGAUAGUUACAGUUGAAGAUGUUGCGCUGCAUGGUCAUCCUCUCUGUGCUUCUCAUGACUGCAGCAAAUGUCCGAGCACAAUGUGAGAUACCUGUCGUUGGGGAAAACCGGAUUUUAACUGAUGAAUCAAACAAACCACCUUUUCUUGAUGGCUCCACUGUAAAGUUCAAAUGUGCCACUGGAUAUUUGCCAGCGAGAUCAUCGGCCUCCAGAACAAUCACCUGCACCGGAACCCAGUGGAGCGACCUUGAACUUCAGUGCAAGAAGAGAUCUUGUGGAAAUCCUGGUGAGAUUUCCAAUGGAAAGUAUCUCAUUCCAGACGGAAUUGUGUUUGGCGCAACCAUUACAGCAGUGUGUAAUGAAGGUUAUCAGCUUCUUGGAGCAAAAGAUAGAAAUUGCAGAGAACAAGGUUGGGAUGGGAGACCUCCUGUAUGUGAAGUGGUCAAGUGUAAGGCCCCUCCGCCUAUAGAGAAUGGAACAUUUUACCCAGACCAGGAAUUUUAUGGGUAUGAAGAAGCAGUCACAUACUCUUGUAAAAGAGGUCUUGAUCUUAUUGGACCUUCAGUAAUAACAUGCUCCAGUGAUGGAAGUUUUCAGCCUCCUCCUCCUAAGUGUCUGUUGGUGACCUGUGAAAGUCCACAAAUUUCUAAUGCAGUGAGAGUUGAAGGAAAAUCACCACCUUAUAAACAUAGGCAUUUUGUCCGGUACCAGUGUAAUAAAGGCUACAGAAUGGAAGGGGAUGACAAACUGAUCUGUACAGAAAAAGGAUGGGAUCCACCUCCUCCUCAGUGUGCUGUUAUAACAUGCCCAAAACCUCCUGCUAUAAACAAUGGACAGUUUGCCCCCCUGAAGGAGUUCUAUGAAUAUGGACAAACAGUCACAUACUCUUGUAAUCAAGGUUUUAGAGUUACUCAACCUUCAACAACAUCAUGUACAGAUGAUGGAACAUUUAAAACUGCUCCUCAGUGUCUGGUUAAAACAUGCCCAAAACCUCCUGCUAUAAACAAUGGACAGUUUGCCCCCCUGAAGGAGUUCUAUGAAUAUGGACAAACAGUCACAUACUCUUGUAAUCAAGGUUUUAGAGUUACUCAACCUUCAACAAUAUCAUGUACACAUGAUGGAACAUUUGAGACUGCUCCUCAGUGUCUGGUUACAACAUGCCCAAAACCUCCUGCUAUAAACAAUGGACAGUUUGCCCCUCUGAAGGAGUUCUAUGAAUAUGGACAAACAGUCACAUACUCUUGUAAUCAAGGUUUUAAUGUUACUGAACCUUCAACAAUAUCCUGUACAGAUGAUGGAACAUUUGAGACUGCUCCUCAGUGUCUGGAUGACCGCACAUGGAGGAUCCUUCUAAUUAUCAUAAUCAUCCUAAUCAUACUGCGUAAGUAUGACCUUUUCUCCAUCUAAAUCUGUCUAUUGUAAAGCAUUUUCUAGCAGGGCAGCAACACACACAGAAGCGGCGUUAUGCUAAAAUAGUUGAAACUUUAUUUACACACAGUCAGUGUCCUUGUAUUAACUGCAUGAAUAGUGCGUGAGGGGGGCUUAUUCAUGCAGGGAGAGGCAUAGUCACCUUUAGAGUGAAAGCAGUAGCAGCGAGCGGUCACAGAAAAUACGGCCACGUUUGGGUGAACAAGACCGGCGACUCAGGUCACUUUUUAUCCAAAACAUCAGGUCUCCUUUUUAGUCAGUCUCUGACUCCAGCAUGGUGAACGAUAUAACUGACCUUGGUGAUAAAUGUGCCACAAGUUUUGGUUGUGUGAGAAAUUGUCACAGAAUAUAAGGUGCUGGCCCUCGGCCCGCUCUCUGAGCACCCCAGCUUCGAGCACAUCCUGGGAUCUGAGAACAAGUCAUGGCUCCAAGAAAGGCUGUCGGUGUUGACAUUUUGUGUCCCGGCUCUGUGUUGAAUGGAAAAGGAGUGGUCCUGGAUUGACAGGCUUAACCCCGUUUCGGCUGCCCUCUGCCAUAACAUCUGCCCUCUGCCAUAACAUCCUCUUGAGAGUCUAGUUAAAGCACUCGACCAAGCCGUCGGUUUGGGAAUAUUAAAUUUUGUUUUACCUGCAACAGCUGACACACAUCGGCAUUGAUUUAGAUAUAAAUGCGGUUCCAGGAUCUGUGAGGACCUACUUGGGCAGUCUUGCUCUGCUUAAAAGGAGUAUGAGCCUCCACGUAGUGUUUUUGUAGGUGGCCUUUUAGAGCGGGAUUCCUUCUGGAUAUCUUGUUGCAUAGUUGGAUUUGGGGAGAGGACCACCAAGGUCUAUCCCGAUCCUUUCAAAUGCCACUCCUGUAAUAGACAGUGGGAUAAGUGGGGCAGACCUAGUUUCUUUUGGGUCUUCAGAGCACCUCUUGCAGAUGUUUUUUUUUUUUACCUUGGCGUCCAGUCUGGGCCAGUGUUCGAUGGUUUUAUGGUGUUAAGUCGAGGUGGCUGCCCAGAGGAUGUGUGUGUGUAAUCCAGGUGCAUUAUGGUGUCUACCUUGCUCUGGGGAACAACCAAGAAAGUCUUGAGGCUCACCUCUCCUUUCAGUGUACAUUAAUGUAAAGCACAGUGAUAAUACUGUCUUUAAGCUUUAAACUAUUUUUUCACCUAAAAUUCUUUUCUCUUUUUCCAGUUGUUGUUGCUGUUGUUGCUGUUUAUGGGUGGAUGGAAACCAGUAAACGUAAAAAACAUAAAGCAGCUUCCAUCCCUGAGAACUGUUCUCUGGUCAAUAUGUUGCCCAGCAGUCCGGCGACAGAGGAAACUCAACCUCAACGUAUCAAAGAUCUUCCCAUUCAAACAGAAAAAUAUGACGACAAGUUUUAACAUUCAGUUCAACCUUUAUUCGUUACACAUACAUUUCUGCACAAUAAAAUUCUUUAUUCUUCACAUAUCCCAGCUUAUUGUUAGUCAGCAGGGGUCAGAGCGCAGGGUCAAUCAUUUUAUGGCAACCUGGUGAAGCUGGGGCUCGAACCGCUGUUAUUUCGAUCUGUAACUCAGAGCCUUAACACACUGAGCCACCACUACCUCUGAGUAAAAUUUGUAUGAGUCACCAAACAACUUGCUUUACAUUACUGAAUAGCUUUAUCAUUUAUCUACAAAGAAAAUGUCUGCUUAAAUUCUAAGCAAAGUCUGCUCUACUCUGCAAAGCACUUUUGUAUUAUGACCACAGCUGAAUUAUGUGAUUUUUAAUGUAUGUUUUUUUUUGCAUCAUAUUUGCACUAAUUUUCUAAAUAAAAUAUUUAAUGAAGCAUGUGUGAACAUUAUAGAUUGAAAAUAGAUCCUUUUAGAGCUUCUGUCAUAAUUAUGAUAUGGUGUUCUUUCGAGGAAAAAACUAAAACUUUUGAGGCAUCAGCUACCAAAAAGGUCAUCAUACUGUAUUGUUGGGUGCCAAAUUUGGAGAAGUCAUAACUUUUAAGUUUCAUUGCAUACCAGAACGAUCAUAUAAAAGACUUUGAAAUUACAAAAGAUUUAACCAAUAAAUUGGAGUUUCUUACACACACAAUUAUCAAUAUGUGUUGUAAAAUAAAAAAUAGACAUUUUUAGCAUACCUAGAUGCUUGAUUUCACUAUCAAAUAACUUUGUGUCACAAAUACUUCCUCCACUGAGUGAAAUAGUAUGUGUAUAAUAAAUAAAUC
Molecule: messenger RNA, 3810 nt
Organism: Clarias gariepinus (North African catfish)
Lineage: Eukaryota; Metazoa; Chordata; Actinopteri; Siluriformes; Clariidae
Product: C4b-binding protein alpha chain-like
Exons: 12
Coding region: 220-1608 (462 amino acids)
Source: RefSeq, a predicted model, not a curated record